UUCUGAUUUGAUCUGGGCUCUUCGCUUGCUUCGAUUUCAAUUCCUGGCAAAAUGUGCGUGAGAUAUGUUGGAUUUGUUCUUCUGGUUUGGUUUCCAGGAGUGCUACAUGGACAGUCGUGUGAUGCUCCCAGCGUGAGUGGUGGUUAUAUUGUCCCUGAACAAGAAAAGUAUUCUCAUGAAACCGAGCUCACUUAUGCCUGCAGUCCCGGAUAUAAACCAGCAGUAGAGGGAUGGUGGGCAAAAAGCACAUGUCAAAAUGGCAAAUGGUCUCAUAAACCACAAUGUAUAGACGAAAAAGCCUGCCUCCCACCAGUGAUACCAAAUGCAAAAUACACAGAAAACCAAAAUGGUUGGUAUGAGGACAGAUACGUUAUUAGGAUAACAUGUGACAAAGGAUAUGAACCCAAAGGCCGGGAUGUCACAGCCAUAUGUAUAAAUGGAACGUGGUCCUCUGUGCCGGUCUGUGAGAAAAGUAUCCUUUCAUGCGGUGAACCUCCUAAAAUCCCCCAUGCAGUCAUCAUUCAUCAGAGAUACCAGGAGAUGUUUGCUGUAGAUUCAGAAGUGCAGUAUGAAUGUGAAGAUGGAUAUACUGUAGAGGGAGCAGAAAAAUCCAUCUUUUGCAUAGCUGGAACUUGGACUAAAGGACCACCGUGCAUUCUCCACUUAGGCAGAGUAACCAGACCAGAGACUGGACAUGGUGGAUCCACAGUUGGAGGAGCAGGUGGGGGGGGCACGACAUCUGCUGAAAGGGGGACACAACCUGCAGAGGAAGGAGCAUGCCUUCCGCCAGAGAUACCAAAUGCAAAAUACACAGAAAACCAAAACGGUUGGUAUGAGGACGGAUCUAGACUUGGAGUAACAUGUGUCCAAGGAUAUGAACGCAAAGGCCGGAAAGUCACCAUAUGUAGAAGUGGAACAUGGUCCUCUGUGCCGGUCUGUGAGAGAGCCAGACCAACUAUUGAACAUGGUGGAUCCACAGUGGGAGGAACAGGUUGGGAGGACACUGAACAAGUUGGGGGAACAAAACCUGGGGGUGGAGGCAGAGGAACUGAAACAGGUGCCGUAGGAGGAUCUUCUGCCACAUCUGGCUCAGAUGACAGAGACAGUCAACCUGCAUUCAUGUCAAUCGACCACUGUGGAGAACACCCAAACGUUCCAAACGGUGAUGUUGUACAAGUGAAUCGAAUGUUUUUGAAAUACCAAUGUAAUGCCUUUUACACACGAGUCGGUUCAGACACCGUGACGUGUUACAGUGAUGGCAGUUGGUCAAACCUUCCCAUCUGCAAAGAGGCAUUCUGUGUCGUGGAUCAUACUAGAUAUCGUUGGUACAACUUUCAGCUAUCUGGAGUUGAAUAUAUCAAGGAAGGAGAGAAAAAGACAUUUCCAUGCACUUCUUCUAAUUGGAGCAGGGUUUUUCAGUGCAUUGAAGGAAGAAUACAUUAUACAAACUGUUGUCAUUAUUAUGACAUUCAACGGGGAGUCUGCCAGUAAAGCACAAGAGAAGAACAACUGCUGGGCUGACAACAAAAGCCAAGUUGGAAACUUUUGAAAUACCUCCACCAUAAAAC
Messenger RNA from Micropterus dolomieu (smallmouth bass), 1568 nucleotides. RefSeq names its product complement factor H-like. The record is from RefSeq and is a predicted model, not a curated record. The coding region runs from base 52 to 1491 and encodes 479 amino acids. The transcript has 13 exons. NCBI's taxonomy places the organism in Eukaryota, Metazoa, Chordata, Actinopteri, Centrarchiformes, Centrarchidae.